AUGGCGGACAUCAUUUUCGAUAAUCACAACCAUGAUCCGCGUCGACAAACCUUCAUCAUACCCCUAACUUAUUCAGACAUAGCUCUUGGUGCUGCUGAUAUUCCCCGCAUCAGCCAUGGUGGUGACAUUUGGGAAAUGAGAGUCGAUCUCCUGAGCCCCUCUCGUGAGCCUCUGGGUACCACGAACUUGCCGCCACUGAGCUACGUCCAAGCUCAGAUAAAACUCCUUCGAUCUCUGUCUGGCAUGCCUAUUCUCUUUACUAUUCUCACAGCGCCUCAAGGGGGCAAGUUUCCUCCGGACGCCGAGAACGAGGCUCUGGCGUUGAUGCUCAUGGCUGUGGAAGAGCAGUGCAAAUACAUUGAUGUUGAGAUCGAAUGGUCUCCUGAAAUGAUCAACGCUGUCGUUGAGAAGAAAGGAAGCUCGAAGAUCAUCGCCUCGUUCCAUGAUUGGACUGGUGAUAUACGAUGGACGAGUGACCUCCUACAGGAGAAGUAUGCCACAGCGGACGCUUUCGGAGAUAUCAUGAAGCUCAGCAUUUUCUCCGCAGAUGUCUAUGAUUGCCACGAGCUUGCUCUAUUCGAAAGAAGUCAUUCUUCACAAAACCCUAAGCCUCUCCUUGCCGUGGGCAUGGGGCAGUAUGGCCAGCUUUCGAGGAUUCUUUCGCCGAUAUCACUUGUAACACACGAGCUCCUUCCCGCCCCAUCUGCUCCCGGUCAACUCACCCUGGCGGAGUUGAAUUGCGGGAGACAGCUGAUGGGCCUUCUUCCGAGGCAAUAA
Messenger RNA from Colletotrichum gloeosporioides, 777 nucleotides. Its product is annotated as Pentafunctional AROM polypeptide. Gene Ontology annotation, molecular function: 3-dehydroquinate dehydratase activity. The transcript is spliced from 2 exons. Bases 1 to 777 code for a protein of 258 amino acids. NCBI's taxonomy places the organism in Eukaryota, Fungi, Ascomycota, Sordariomycetes, Glomerellales, Glomerellaceae. The record is from RefSeq and is a predicted model, not a curated record. Gene Ontology annotation, biological process: 3,4-dihydroxybenzoate biosynthetic process.